This is a messenger RNA of Arachis ipaensis, 927 nucleotides long. The record is from RefSeq and is a predicted model, not a curated record. NCBI's taxonomy places the organism in Eukaryota, Viridiplantae, Streptophyta, Magnoliopsida, Fabales, Fabaceae.
CCUAAGAGAGCAUCGAGUGUUGUAGCAAAGUUAAUGGGACUGGAAGAACUCCCAGAUUGCACACAAGCUUGUGAUACUUCUUCACAAAUGUCUUGCAUGAGUGAUGGAUAUAACCAACACCAAAGUCCAGUUUCCCCUAUAACAAGAAACCAGUGCUUGGGGACUUCUAGAAGGGACAAUGCCUUAAUCGGAAAUUCACGAUUUUCACUUGAACCAAUCCCAUGGAGGCAACCUGAUGCAAGCCAAGAUCCUGAUUUACAAGUUUCCAAGGGAAGUGAGACUUUGACAACAGCUUCAAAACCCUCCCACUCUGUAUAUGGUGAAAUUGAGAAAAGGAUUGCAGAUCUUCAGUUUAAAAAUUCAGGAAAAGAUCUCAGAGCCCUUAAGCAGAUUCUGGAAGCAAUGCAGAGAUACAGAGAUUCACUAGAUAUUACAAGAGACCAGGAAACAAAUUACCCUUCUGACAGAGGUCUGAGUGAAAGCUCGAAACUACAGACCCCAAGACAACAGACCAACCCAACAUUUGUCACUGAUGAUAUUUCAAGUUCACCCCGGGGUAAAAAGUUUCCAAUUAUCAUCAUGAAGCCAGCACAAAUCUCAAGAAAAUCCAAUGUCGCUACCAAAGAAAUGACUAAUGGCAAAUCAGGCCGCAUCAAGUUUUCUACCAAUGAUCCCAAAGAUGGAAGAUUGCUUGACAAUAUUCAAAGUCAAACAACAAAAGGAACCAGUUCAACAAAUCCUUUUAGUCAACGCUUCCAUUCUGCAGAUAAGAGUAACAUAAAGAAAACUUCAAAAUUAAUGCAAGCCUCAAAAGUCCCUCAGGUCAUCAAUGGAGAGGACACCAAUAACUCCAGCCAUACAGCAGAGACUAGAAGCCCAAGAGUACAAAAUAAGUUCAGUUUUGAGAAGCGAUCACCUACAAACUAA